Molecule: messenger RNA, 1290 nt
Organism: Condylura cristata (star-nosed mole)
Lineage: Eukaryota; Metazoa; Chordata; Mammalia; Eulipotyphla; Talpidae
Product: acidic mammalian chitinase-like
Exons: 9
Coding region: 1-1290 (429 amino acids)
Biological process (GO): chitin catabolic process; carbohydrate metabolic process
Cellular component (GO): extracellular region
Molecular function (GO): chitin binding; chitinase activity
Source: RefSeq, a predicted model, not a curated record
AUGUUGCUCUGGGCCUGCUUGGCUGUUUUGCUGCAGGUGCAACUAGGCUCGGGCUACAAGCUCGUGUGCUACUUUACCAACUGGUCUCAGUACCGACCGGAACCAGCCAAGUUCUUCCCCAAGAAUGUGGACCCAUGCCUUUGCACGCACCUGGUGUAUGCCUUCGCCACCAUACAAGACAACAAGCUUGCCCCCUAUGAAUGGAAUGAUAUCGAUGUCCUGUAUCCUCAGUUCAAAGCCCUGAAAGAACGGUCAGUGGGAACUCCCAAAUUUACUGCCAUGGUCUCCACAGCUGCGAACCGCAAGACUUUCAUCUGCUCUGUCAUUGACUUCCUUCGUCAACAUGGAUUUGAUGGCCUUGAUCUGGAUAUUGAGUAUCCAGGCUCCCGGGGAAGCCCCCCUGAGGACAAGCAGCGAUUUACCAUCUUGAUUAAGGAAAUGCUCCAGGCUUUUGAAGAAGAGGCUGAAGAAACAGGAAACCCAAGACUGCUCAUUACAGCUGCAGUGUCUGCUGGCAAAGGCACCAUUGAUGCAGGCUAUGAAAUCGCGGAGAUUGGGAAGCUCCUUGAUUUCAUCAGCGUGAUGACCUAUGACUUCCAUGGUGGCUGGGACACAUGCACAGGACACAACAGUCCCUUGCAUGCAGGAUCCAAGGACCAUGGUGAUAUGCGCUAUUUCAACUGUGACUAUGCCAUGAAGUACUGGAGAGACAAUGGAGUCCCUGCAGAGAAGCUCAUCAUGGGGUUCCCCACUUAUGGGAGAACCUUCCGUCUCAGCACAUCCGACACCUCAGUCUGUGCCCCAGUCUCUGGAGCAGGGUCAUCUGGUCCUUACACACGUGAGGCUGGCUUCUGGGCUUACUAUGAGGUUGACUUUCUCAAGGAGAACAAGUUUGGUGGGGCCAUGGUUUGGACAAUUGACCUGGAUGACUUCUCUGGCUCCUUCUGCAAUGAGGGCAAAUACCCACUCAUCAACAAGCUGAAGUCACUCCUGGGCCUGUCCUCAAAAUGUACCCCAGCAGCUGCCAAUGCCGGGUACAAGCGGCCAGUCACACCCAGAAGCACAGGUUUCUGCGCGGGUCAAGGCGGAGGCGGCAGCGAGGGUGGUGACGGAGGAAGUGGGGGCAGCGGAGGCAAUGGAGGCUUCUGUUCUGGCAAAGCUGAUGGCCUCUACAGUGACUCUGAGGACAGAAGCAAGUUCUACCAGUGUGUGGGAGGCAAGACCUUCCAUUCCAGUUGUGCCCAAGGCCUGGUUUUUGACCAGAACUGCAAAUGUUGCACUUGGCCUUAA